Molecule: messenger RNA, 2218 nt
Organism: Corticium candelabrum
Lineage: Eukaryota; Metazoa; Porifera; Homoscleromorpha; Homosclerophorida; Plakinidae
Product: sushi, von Willebrand factor type A, EGF and pentraxin domain-containing protein 1-like
Exons: 12
Coding region: 1-2070 (689 amino acids)
Molecular function (GO): protein binding
Source: RefSeq, a predicted model, not a curated record
AUGGCACCAACAUGUUCUCGUGUCAACUGCGGAGCACCUACUGUUUCGGGGAACGGCUACUAUACCGGACAGACCACCACCUACGAGUCUAUUAUAGGAUUCGGUUGCAACGACGGCUAUUACAUUGACGGUGCUAAGACAGCCAAAUGUCUCCAUACAAAAGAGUGGGACAAGAAGGCACCAAAAUGCAUCCCAUUCUGCAGGAAGCCGUCUAUUCUUGAUAAUGGUGUCAUCGUUGUUUUGAAACGUGGUGCAAAUGACAACCAGUUUGACGUCGGUACUCUUGUGGAAUGCAGAUGUUUUCAGGGAUACGUGUACAAGGCUAAGUCCAACAUUAGGAAAUGUACUGGACCGCUCACGUGGUCAGGAGUGGCACCCAAGUGCACACGAGGAGAUUGCGGAAAAUCUAUUAAUGUUGAAAACGGCUUUUGUAAAUUUACGCACAGUUAUAUGGACGGCAAAAGAACGUGUGAAUGCAACUCCGGCUACAAGUUUCCUGAUUCUCUUGAUCGGGAAAAACUUGCGACGUGUAACGUCGCCCAAAAUGUUGCAAAAUGGAGCAAGUCUCUUCCAAUAUGCAAAAAGAUAACGUGUCCACCAUUGGUUCAAAAUAGAAGAUUAAACGGAUAUUUGAACUACACCGGAAAUCAUUACAUGAACAUUUCGACAUACAGUUGUCCGUCUGGCUACAAAGCAGUGAAAGGUCACUUCCAGAGACGUUGCCAAUUCGACGAAACGUGGACGAACCAAUCACUGGAGUGUGCCAAAAAAACGUGCGGUUCUUUACAAAAUCCUAGAAAUGGCUUUGUAAUACAAGGACGAACUAAAGCAGAUGAAUACGGUAGAGAAGUCACAUAUUUCUGUAACACGGAGUUCAAGAUAAAGGGUGCUGAAGUUAGAAAAUGCGGCGCUUCAGGACAAUGGGACGGAGAAGAACCGAUUUGUCAACACGUAUGCGCAGUUGUCAGGUGCCAGCCAUCUCAAGAGUGCCACUACAACAGCGCCACGAAAAAAGGUGAAUGUCGGUGUAUGAAUGCAUCUCAAUGCCCGUCGGAUUUCGAUCAGGUUUGUGGCUCAAACGGGAAAGCCUACGAUAACAAAUGUUUGAUGAAAGUGUCAACCUGCUCUGAGGGAAGGCAUGAUGUCACCGUUGCAGCAGUAGGAGGAUGCCGCUUUGGGUUUUGUAAACCUCCUCACCUCACAAAUGGAUACCUUGAAUUUAGUGACAAUAAUGGAGUGCAUGACGUUAACAGUACAGUGACGUAUCAUUGUGAUCAAGGUUAUGAGUUAUCAGACGACAAACAGAAAACAAGAAGAUGCCAAGAAAACAGGAAAUGGUCAGGAACUGAACAAACUUGCACUGAAAUACAAUGCCCGGAUAUCUCUAAUUAUACUAUCAAAGAUGGCAGUAUUCUUAGCACUCGUAGACUGGUUGACUCUAUUGCCGUGUACGAAUGUAAUAGAGGAUACCGCAUUGUUGGAGACAAAACAAGAUUAUGUCAAUCGAAUGGCACAUGGUCGGGCAAUCCUCCAGUAUGUCAAGGCAGCAAAUGCGAUUCACUUGCUUCACCAACUAACGGCAACGUUACCACUCGAACUGUACAUACUAUAGUUAUCUCGACUUACUCUUGCAAGACAGGAUAUCGAUUGAAAAACGGAGACAGUUCUAGAGUUUGUUUGCCAAAUGGGCUGUGGAGUGGAAAGGAACCAUCAUGUGAACCUUGCAGCUGUGAUUCUACUCAAACGCGUCAAGAUGCUAAUAAGAAGCAACAUGCUGUUGUUUUAGUGCAAAUAAUUUCUUUAGCCCAAGAAAAGGAUGGGCACGUAUCAUACAAAGCUAAAGUCAAAAAGGUCUGCCAUGCCAACAAGGCAAUAGCACACAAGCUAAAGUCGGGAAAGGUUGCUUCACUUGCUGUCACCAAACAAACUCAGCACGAAACUUGCCGAUGUCCCGACUUUCAGAAAAAAGUCAUGUACAAAGUAGGGGUCAAGAUCAAUGGGAAAUCCGGGAAGAAAUGGCAACUUAAAGUGCCACAAAACUUUUAUGUGGCAGAAUCAACAGUAUGCUAAAAGAAAAAGUAGCUUUUUGCUAAGGUCAGUGGUCUUAAUAGUAACAAAGGAUUGGAUAAAGAUAACUUUCAUUGAAUAGUAUGAAAUUACGGGCACUUCUCAAUUUUCUUCAAGAAGUAGUAUAUCAAAGUGUUUGUUGGCAACGAAU